UUUUUUCAAACACCCAAGAAAACCGAAAAUUAACAGUGGUUUUUUAAUUAAUAAUCGAUUUUUAAUUAAUUAAAACGAAAUAUCGAGUAAUUUCAGUAUAAUCCACGAUAUCACAGUUGUUUCGAACGUAUUCAAGUGACCGAGUAAGUUCGCGAUUUCGUAUCUUUCGUGAUAGCAACAUUCAUUGGGCCAACCGUCGACUAACUUCCACUCGAAAAUAAUAUUAUGAAUUGCUAAAAAUCGAACACAAACGCCAAGUACUCGUCUUCAAUUCCAGCUCCGAAGGUUAUGUGAAAGAAGCCCUUGAAAUCGACUAUCAAAAUGAACAAGUUCCUAACGCAGAAAUUCAGCAACUUGAAAUUGAAAAGUGACUCGUAUACUCCUUUGAAAGAAGACGCCGAUAUUUCAGAAAGUGAAAACAACGAGAACUUGCCCAAACCGUCAACUCCUGUCAGUAAUGGAGUAUUAGUUCUCUCGAGUAAGAAACCACUCCAGAAUAAUAAAUCGUUCAAGAUUCAUAAACGAAGUAGACAUCAAAAGAAUAAAAAAGAUCGUCGAAGAAAUUUAUUCCAAGAGAUUCAGAAUAAAAUGCAGACACUGAAAACGGAUAUUCAAGCAGGAUUAAAAAAUCAUCAGACUGGAAACAAAACGCCAAAUUGUAUUACUCCUAAUCGUCACAUACGACAUAUGCUUGGACGAACGCCGACCAAAUUAUAUAGUCCUUUUUCAAUCGAAACACCUCCACCGAGUUUCCACUGGCGGAGAGAGUUUGCCGAUGAAGUGCAAGGCACUCCCGUUACAAACGUUGGAUGGCAACCAUCUCCGAAACGUAAUUGUGCAGAAACGCGAAAAACGCUACAUAAUACUUUCAUCUGAUUGAAUCUUUUAUUCUGCAGUAUUUUAAGCCCAGCGGAGCCCGGUUUCGAACAAAUAAUGGAUUAUUUUAUGUUAUAAAUGACACCUAUUUUUAAUAAUUAUUGAUUCCUAGAUCACUUGUUUUUAUUGUAAUUUAUUUUUUGUACUUAUUUUUUUAAUUUUUGCAUCAACAUUUUUUUUUAUAUCACACAUUUUAUUUGUAUGUUGGUUGUUGAAAGGACAGUGAGAAUAAACUAUACAUAAAAAUUCCA
Messenger RNA from Planococcus citri (citrus mealybug), 1127 nucleotides. RefSeq lists its product as uncharacterized. The coding region runs from base 322 to 876 and encodes 184 amino acids. The transcript has 3 exons. The record is from RefSeq and is a predicted model, not a curated record. Lineage: Eukaryota; Metazoa; Arthropoda; Insecta; Hemiptera; Pseudococcidae.